CAGCGGAAAUUAGAUAAUAAUGAAUGCGACUAUCAUCAAUAACAGAGCAACCAAAAGAGACGCUGGCAAAACAAAAAGUGUGCAGUCGAAAUAGAAAUAGCAAAAGAAGUCAGGAGAAUAGCAAAAUAUAUUAUGUGGUCAGUGAAAAAUUUGUGCGCAAAAUUGAAAAUUAAAUGCAGCUAAUUAAAUCGAAUAAUCAGAGCAAAAUUCGGUGCAAACAAUAUUCUUAGCAAUACCCAUAACAACAGCAGUGCAAAUAGCCGUAAUAACGGUCGCAGCAUAUUCAGCGGACGUGGGCAUUGUGUGUUGUGGACAAUGAGCGGCAGCGGUGGCGGAGGCGGCGGCGGCAACGGACGUCUAGCGGCAGCGCAGUCGUUGCAAAAUGAGCACGCCGAAGCGCUACUGGUGCAACUUAAUGAGUUCCGUAAAAAUGAGCAGUAUACGGACGUUUGCUUGAUUUGUGAUGAUCUGCGCAUUAAGGCCCAUCGCAAUAUACUCGCCGCUGCGAGUCCCUACUUUCAGGCUAUGUUUGGCGGCAACUUUCCAGAGAGCUCACAGAGCGAAGUUCACAUAUACGACAUGGAGCCGCGUUGUCUAGAGUUGGCGGUGGACUUCAUCUACACGGGGCACUUAGAUAAUUAUGUUGACUGUGUGCAACAGUUGCUAGAGACUGCGGCCUUUCUGCAGUUGGAGCAUUUGAUGGAUUUGUGUACGGAGUAUAUGUGCGCGCAGCUGGACGCUGAUAAUUGUCUGGGUUUUAAGCAUUUUGCAGAGAAACAAAAUAAUUUCACGCUACUGGAUUCGGCUUGCCAAUAUAUCAUUACACAUUUCAAAGAAGUAGUGCAGAGUGAGGAGUUCUUGGAUAUGACUUUCUUAGAGCUCAGCAAUAUAUUGGCCAACGAUGCUCUUUACGUUCAUUCCGACGACGCGGUGCUCUGUGGCUUGACACGUUGGGCUGAACAUCGGCCCACGGAGCGCACUGCUAUUUUGGCACCACUGCUGCGCUACAUACAUCCAGCUUGCGUAACGGCUGAUGUGGCACGCUCUCUGCCCAUUCUCAAGCAGAGCGCGGAUAGUCAGAGUUGGCUGCACGACGUGUUGCACAGUGCCGACAGCAUGGAAUGGCAUAUCUUUGUGCUGGACAAAAUGGGCCGCAAACCGGAUCUGCAACGCUUUAAUAUGGCAUUCGACGAGGCGAUGCAGCUGCAGCCAUUGCCACGUCCAGCUUUCGCCGUCAGUUUGACGGCGCACAAGAAUAUUUUAUACGCUCAAGGUGGCAGUGUGGGCCGCAGCACACGCGAGAGUUUUUACUACAACAUCUAUCGCGAUCAGUGGCAUGAGCUGCAUCCGUUGCUGAUGGAGCGUUCGCAUCACCGGUCGGUCAUAUUGAAUGGCUGUUUAUAUGCACUUGGCGGCAAUACUUUGCAAGGUGCCACCUGUUCAGUGGAGUGUUUGAAUUUGGUUACAAAUAAAGCGACCUUUCGGGAGAAUAUGCUGGCGAAGCGAAACGCAAUGGGCGCGGUAGUGUGUGAUAAUACACUCUACGUGAUGGGUGGUGAGACCGAUCAUCGUUCUCUUUACUCCGUAGAGCGCUAUGAUCCACGCGUGGGUCAGUGGCAGGAGAUGCCUGCCAUGCGUGAGGUCAACAGUUAUUGCUCGAGUGCGGCCAUCGGUUCGCACAUCUAUUGCUGUGAGGGUCUUGGCAGCUGUAUGGAACGCUUUGACUUGCGCGCCAACCGCUGGGAUGUGAUCAACUUCUGGGAGGAGCGCGAGUUUUAUGAAAUAUUUGUCGUGAACAAUAAGCUGUAUAGUGUUUCCGGUGAGGCCAUAGCACGCUACGACGAUAUGGAGAACAAAUGGCUGUGCGAGUUUAAAUUCGAUUUAUCACGGGAAUGGGACACAGCUAUAGGCUUGCAGAUGGGUAACUAUCUGCGGCUUUAAAGUUGCUGGUUGAGGUUAGGGGAGACUGAAUCUCCUUCAACAUCGGAGUAUUAUUUGAGUUUGUGGACGGCAUUUCCAAAGAGAUAUGAAGAUAAUAUUGGAUAUUGGUUUUGUUUAUCACAUUGGAAAAGGAUGAAAUGAUUUUGAAGUCUUUGCAAAAUCGAAUUAGUAUUAAAUUCCUAGUCUUCAUAAAAUCAUGAAUUUAAUAAUACAUAAUAUGAUAUACAUACGAGUACAUAGGUAUUUGACUAAAAUUCCAACAGAUCUUCUUCUAGGAAGCAGUCCAUAUCAUCCUCUUUGGAGCUUUUGAAGUUAUGCCGCCUAUUAUGGCUAUUUAGUUCGUUUACUCAGUUAUGUAUAUUCACAUGCAUAUAUGUAUAUAAUAUAUACUAAUAUAUUAUUUAGACGAAAGCCCAUCUAACAAAAAAACUAUUGUCUUCUUAGUCGACAUUGAAGUUUUGGCAAUUAAAGGAAAACAGCCUUUGUUAACAUUUUUCGUGCUUAUACUCUUCAAAAGCUCUGAUAUACAUAAAUUUUUAUAUUUUCUUAUUUAUGAUUUUAUGUGCGUACAUUCAUCAUAUAUAAUUAGAGAGCUUGUAAAGCAAACAAAAA
Messenger RNA from Bactrocera dorsalis (oriental fruit fly), 2553 nucleotides. RefSeq names its product kelch-like protein 2. Gene Ontology annotation, molecular function: protein binding. Lineage: Eukaryota; Metazoa; Arthropoda; Insecta; Diptera; Tephritidae. Bases 316 to 1941 code for a protein of 541 amino acids. The record is from RefSeq and is a predicted model, not a curated record. The transcript has 5 exons.